This is a messenger RNA of Pantherophis guttatus, 1425 nucleotides long. It is a transcript of the gene RNF32, whose product is annotated as ring finger protein 32. The record is from RefSeq and is a predicted model, not a curated record. Lineage: Eukaryota; Metazoa; Chordata; Lepidosauria; Squamata; Colubridae. Gene Ontology annotation, molecular function: protein binding.
AGCCUGGCAGCAGCAGCAGCAGCAAAAGGGAAAGAAGGCGUCUAAUCUGCAGCGAAGGGAACCGAGUGUUUCUGGUUCCUGAAGGGAGAGAAGGACGCCUUCGGAAUAAUAUUAGCUCCCGAAGCGCCUGAGGGUUGUACUAAUUUGGUAGUGCACACAGGACCUCUUUGUAUAUUGGAGAUAAAGAAAUUACCACUGCCUCCUGUUCCAUGAUGCAAAAGAAAUAUUUCAAGGGGAGUUCCUACAAACCAGAGUCUGUAGCACUUACUGCUGUGGCAUUACAAGAUCAUAUUUUACAUGAUCUUCAACUGCAAAAUCUUUCAUUAGCAGAUCCUUUAAAAUCAAAGACAUGGAGUAAGAUAAAUAAAUACAGACCUGUGAACAAAGAGAAAAUCAGAGCAGUUAUAGAUACUGGAUUAAAAAAAACCAACAAACAGCCAAACAACCAGAAUAACCCACAAAACGAAGAUCCAGAAAAAGAAUAUGUUCUUGAUCCAAGUCCUCAACCUCUAACUUUAGCUCAGAAAUUUGGAUUGGUGGAGCUUCCUGCCAUGCCACUAACUCUAGACGAUUGGGAAUAUGUGAAGCAACGAUCCAUAAAGCAAGGAGAUUCUGUUCAACCCUGUGCUAUAUGCAAAGAAGAAUUUGCCCUUCAGCCACAGGUAUUGCUCUCUUGUUCUCAUGUAUUUCACAGAGCAUGCCUGAAAGCUUUCGAAAGAUUUGCAGCUAAAAAGAGCUGUCCAAUGUGUAGAAAGACCCAGUAUCAAACACGAGUAAUUCACGAUGGAGCCCGCCUUUUUAAAACAAAAUGUGCUACGAGAAUUCAAGCUUUUUGGAGGGGACAUAUUGUUAGAAAGUGGUAUAAAAAUCUGAAAAAAACAGUACCACCCCAAGAUGUGAGAUUAAGAAAAAAAUUCUUCGAAGAAAAGUUAACUGAGAUUUGCCAGCGAUUACUGAAAUCCUAUGAUACUUGUAUUGACGAAUUCUUCUGUGAGAUAGAUUCUACUGUAGCUGCAAGUCACAAAGUAUUUCAGCAACUGGAGGAAAAGUUGGGCCCAGAGAUACAUGAAGUUGAAUGGGAAAAAAUUCAGAUUCAGGCUUUCCGACAAGAUAUUGCCGAUUGUCCUAUUUGCAUUAUGCCGCUCAUGCAGCCAGCUCAACUUCAGGAUGGACUUUCCCUGGAUGGCUAUCAGUCAUGUCCCCGUCAGACAGCACUGCUCUCCUGUUCUCACAUGUUCCAUAGUACCUGUCUUCAAGCAUUUGAAGAGUUUUCUUUACGAGAAAGACCUAUCUGUCCUUUAUGCCGUUCCUGUUAUCAGAAGAAAAUUCUCAGCUAACAUUUAACGAUUUAACAUAAAAUUAUGAAUAUAUUUGUAAGCGACCUUAGUAGAAAUAAUUUAUCUAAAGUUUUUUAAUUGCAUUUCA